Molecule: messenger RNA, 2848 nt
Organism: Scylla paramamosain (green mud crab)
Lineage: Eukaryota; Metazoa; Arthropoda; Malacostraca; Decapoda; Portunidae
Product: hemicentin-2-like
Exons: 14
Coding region: 148-1863 (571 amino acids)
Molecular function (GO): protein binding
Source: RefSeq, a predicted model, not a curated record
GAAAGGUUGGGAGAAUCGGUGAAGGAGGCGCAGCAGGGGUCGCGGGGCAGAGUAGAGCGGUCCUGCAGGUUGUGGCAAGCAGGGAAACCUCAGGAGCUAAUAUUACUUGCUCCACAACCGCCACUGUCAUUCCUUCUACUCCACCAGAUGUUAUUGUCAUUGCAUCCACUUCUCCCACGCAAGAUAUGUCCUCUAAUCCAUCUUCCUCUACUCCUCCUCCUCCUUCUACUACUACUACUACUAUCAGUCUACCCACGCCUCUUUCACCUGUUUUAUCCACUACUACUGCUACUACUACCACUACAACAACGAUUACUACUGCUGCUGCAUCCUCGACACCAGCCAACACCAACGCAAGCACUACAGUCGAAGCCGUCACAGCCACCGCCGCCAUCACCUGCCACCACCACCAUAACACACACCGUCAACGCUAUUCUCACCGUUAACUUGCCGCCUACGAGUGUGAGGCUGCGGGCGGCGGCGGGGUCUGAGGCGUGGGUGAUCGGGGGGCAGCAGUCCACCUUCACGUGCAGGGUGGAGGGCGCCUUCCCGCAGCCCAUCGUGCGCUGGUCUCUGGGUCGCAGGGAGCUCACCACGCAGCAGUAUCCAGUGGUGGUGGAGGCAGGUGUUCUCGAGAGCCAAGUGGUGCUCACUCCAGAAGCGGGGGACCACGGGGCUGCCCUCACCUGCUCAGCACACAGCCCGCACCUCCCCCACGCUGCCCUGCAAGACCACAUCACCCUUACUGUGCACUUCGUCCCCGUGGCGAGGCUGAGAGCGACUGGGCUGGAUGGAGACAACAUAACAGUGAGCGAGGGAGAUAACGUGAGCCUCGUGUGCCACCUGCAAGCCAACCCCAGCGUCUACAACGUCACCUGGUUUCACAACGGUCGUGCCGUGUUCCGGGGGGUGGAGGGCGCGAGGAUGGAGGUGCGGCAGGUGAGGCCAGCGCACCGUGGUCUGUACACCUGCCUCGCGAGCAACCAAGUGGGGGACGGUCAUAGCAACGCAGUCAAUCUCAACGUUAUGUUCCGGCCAGUGUGUGCGGCCAACCAGACACUGCAGUACAGAAGAGUAAGAGGAGAAGCUUUAACAAUAGUGUGUUCCUUGCUGGCGUAUCCCCCGACCUUAGUCUACACGUGGGCCAUUAAGAAGACGCCAGACAGUUCCCCCGAGAGGCUGGCGAGCGUGGGGCGGAAGGAAGGCCUCACAGGGCGCUAUACUCUUCCACGCCUUAAGGAGGAGAGGAGGGAGGAGCAGGUGGUGCAGUGCUGGGCGCGAAACACUGAGGGAACGCAACUUUAUCCGUGCAACUUCACCAUCUUCACGCAAAGUCGGCCGGGUCCAGUGGGAGGGUGCAAAGUGACGCAACAUACUGCCGGGGGGUUUACUGUGCAGUGUCAGCCCGAGCCACGUCCAGGCCCUCAUACCUCGUACACUCUUCUUGCCUUCGCUGUGUCUACCCCGAACAAAGGAGGAGAGGUGAACAAUACAGCGGGAGAACGAAGCAAAACCAGCGGCGGGAAGAGCAGUGGCGGCGGCGGCGGUGGCAGUGGUGGUGGUGGUGGUAGUGGUCUGAAUGAUGUAACCCCAUCGUUCAGUGAUAAACAGUUGGUGGCUAACCUCACUCAUUCUUCUCCUGUGUUCACGGUGCGGGGGCUCGAGGCGGGGCUGGAGCACCUCGUGAUGGUGAGGGCGCAGAACCAGGAGGGCCAAGGAGAGCCAGUGUUCCUUACAACUUUCACCCUUAACGACAACCCACAGACGGUCAUUCGAAUGCCGCCGAGACUUGACGUGGGGGGACAGUGGGAACGAAGGAGGGCGAGGCAAACUUUCUUGUGGCGCUACUGUCUGCCGUCAUAGUGGUGGCGGCGGGCGUGGGAGGCAUUGUGGCGGUGGCUGUGAUGGUGGUGCGGUGGCGAGGCGCAGCAAGGCAUGACCAUCAUCCUCGCGACACGGUGGAGCUGAGUGAGGAAAGCGUGGUGGUGCUGGCGACAGGUGGGCAUGAGUCAGGAGCCCAUCCCUCCCCGCCCUGCUCCCGCCCGCACCGCCCACACCCACCCAGUGUUCCAGACGCUUCAAGUGGACCUGAGUGACACACCUGAACUCCUCGCCUGUCAUGCCGGGAGGGGAGGAGAGCCUAGCCCCCCUCGGUGACCCCCACACCCCUCCCCGGGCCUCCCUCCCCCCCUCCCCCCCACUCACGCUGCGGUCGCAAGGUGUGUCGGCUAUUAGGGCGGCGCAGGAGUAACCCAGACGAGGCAGUGGACGAGUGGCGGUGUACAGCUGGUCGUCACUUCCCGCUGCCUCCCUCACUCGCAGCGGACACGACCUGAACAACCUGAACGACUUGAACGACCUGCACUUGUAAAACGACCCGCUGGCGCCAUGACGGACCCGCUGCAGUAUGGUACGACACCAGCAACGACUGGUUCUUAUCUGGGGCUGUGUUCUGCUAGACAGUACCCAUUACGAGUCCCCUUACCAACUCCCCAUUUCCCCCUAGUCAGUUUGUCAUGUUGAAAUCAAGGCAGUUUCCCCCCUCAACCCACAGCCCCACAACCCCACAGCCCACAGCCCUACAGUCCGUUUUUCCACGUGUUUGUCUCGACCUGUCCUCUAAAACUGUGACAAUCUACUACUACUUCUACUACUACUACUACUGCUGCUAUUACUACAGUUACUACUACUACUACUACUACUACUACUACUAUGUAUGUACACUUUCUGACGGUGAGAUUCGUUUUUUUGUUUUUUUGUUUUUGUAUUUUGGUAAAUAAACCGAAUUGUGGUUUGGUCAUGUGUUUGGAAUUGAUCUUUGUGUGUUUGUUUGUUUGAGUGUGUGUGU